Messenger RNA from Xenopus laevis (African clawed frog), 3020 nucleotides. RefSeq names its product RNA binding motif protein 14 S homeolog (gene rbm14.S). Gene Ontology annotation, molecular function: nucleic acid binding; RNA binding; mRNA binding. Gene Ontology annotation, cellular component: nucleus; cytoplasm. Gene Ontology annotation, biological process: centriole assembly; gene expression. The transcript has 3 exons. Bases 236 to 1651 code for a protein of 471 amino acids. The record is from RefSeq and is a predicted model, not a curated record. Lineage: Eukaryota; Metazoa; Chordata; Amphibia; Anura; Pipidae.
UCAUCUCGCGGUUGUAGAAGUGAGAAGCGGAAGUGAAAGAGGUUUGUCGGCGGCGCAGACUAAUAAAGGCCUUUGUUCCACAUACAGUUGCGUGGGAGGAAUUUGGGGAUUAUUUCUCGGGUUAUUGAUCCCUCCGCGCGAUUUAACUGUAAAGUUGAAUUUGGUGGCUGCUGUCAGUUGUGAUAGUCGGAGAUCAUUGUCGCUGCGUGUAGUUGUCGCCGCUUAUUCGCGCCUCAUGCCGCACUCAGAGGAGAGAAUGAAGAUCUUUGUGGGGAAUAUCGACGAGCGGACGAGUGAGGGGGAGGUGACGGCGCUAUUUGAGCGCUACGGGGCGGUGCUAAACUGCGCGGUGAUGAGACAAUACGCCUUCGUGCACAUGCGCGGGACUCGCGAGGCCACAAAAGCCGUGGAGGAGCUGAACGGCCGCGAACUGAACGGGAAGAAGAUGUUGGUGGAACUGUCCAAGCCGCGGCCUCAGAACACAUGGAAAAUAUUCGUGGGCAACGUCAGUUCCUCCUGCGAAGCCGCCGAAAUUCGCAAAAUAUUCGAGGAAUACGGGCGGGUCCUGGAAUGUGACAUCGUGAAAGAUUAUGCGUUCGUUCAUAUGACGAGAGAAAGUGAAGCUAGGGCUGCUAUUGAGGCUUUGAACGGAAAGGACAUUAAAGGAAAGAGGAUCAAUGUGGAAAUGUCCAACAAAGUCCAGCGAUCGGGGGGUGCAAAUGGCGGAUCCCACAGUAGACGGCGACCAGAUGAUCGGGAAGCACCGCAGAGUCGCGAGUCGUACAACCACAGAAGAGCCACUGAAGCGGCUUAUGCCUCUUAUAAGUCCAAUUAUGAACGGCGUGCACCAGAACCGUCUCGUUACGACCCUUAUGAAAGCAGACCCCGCCCACAAUCACCAGUGUAUUAUGCAAGAGACAGGAGUCCCAUGCGUCGAUCAGAUUAUGCUUCUCUUUCACAAAGUGCCGCCCUAGCAUCAAAGUACCGCUCUGAGCUUGCAGCUUAUGGCAACCUGCCUUCCGCUUAUUCAGCCCAGGCUUCUGCUUUGGCCUCCUCUUAUGGUAAUCCGGCCACCGCAGCAGCGUUGGCUUCUUCUUACAGCAAUCAAAGAGUUUACAACAGUUCAUCUUCUGGAUAUGGCACAGAUCAAAUUGGCUCUUACAGCACCCAAGCUGCUUACAGUAAUCCAGCAUCGUCCAUCUAUGGGACACAGUCAGCUUCCCUGGCAUCGUCCUAUGGCAGCCAGCCUUCACAUAUGUCUGCUUCCCCUUAUGUUUCAUCCAUAGUGCCCGGCACUUAUCGUCCGCAGCAGGGCUCUGCCUAUGAUACCGCUUCGCUUGCCUCUCUAGGUCAGCAGUCUAUGACUUCAACUAAUCCCAUGUAUGAACGCACCCGUCUCUCCCCGCCACGGACCGCUGUAGCUGACGGCUACAAAACCUCGGCUGAUGUUCAAAGGUAUGCUACAGACCGCCGUUUUUCCGAGUUAUCCGAUUACCGCCGUUUAUCCGAGUUGUCUGCUGCCUACCGCCAAUCUCCUCCUCCGAGGCCUGCACUGGACUACCGCCGCCCGCCAGAAACUCGCUCUGAUUAUGCAAUGAAUGAUUUCUUGCGUUCAGCUCAGCUUCAUGCUGGUUACCCCCGCCGGUUAUAAUGUGCGCUUAGUGCCAGCUGACUUGUACACACUUGAAUAUCAAAAGCAAUCUCAUCAAUUCUUUAUUGUAUUUUAGUUUGUCCAAGCUUCAGUCUUUAUACAAGUUUUAUAAACCAUGUUAUCUUGCUCGAUGCAUUUAUAAUCAAUGGCUAUAUACAUAGGAAUCUAGUUAAUUUUCUUUCAUCAGAGUUUGAUUUUCAUUCUUGGAGAAAUUUUAAUUUUAGUGUGCAAAAUUGAACCACAAAUUACAGGUACAUUGCUAACCCUCGUUCCCCCAUUUGCAUAUUUAGGCAUCCUAGGUAAUACUCCAUAACCAUACAUUUCUUGCACAAGUAGAGUGUGCUGUAACAUUCAUCACUGUUUAUGUUCAAGCUUCCAUCUAUUUAGUGUCCCCCUAAGUGAAAGAUGCUUCAUUCUUCUGUGUUUUAGGCCCUCUGCUUCAUGACCAAUAUUUCUGGAUACUAGGCUUUUGCAAACUAGCAUAAGAAUUCCCAUUUACCCUGUCAGUUGAAGGGGAAAUUGCCUUUAGAUUUGUUUACAAAAAAAGAACACAUCACGUCAAUUUGUGCAAUUGCUGGUUUUCUUGUAGGGAGAUAAAAUAAGCUUUACAAAUGCAUGCUGUUGUACUUUAAACGAUCCAAAUAAAGCACCCAGUGCCCUAUCCCAUGAAAUAAGAGAAUCACAAUAGUAAAUCUUUCACUGACUAAUUUUGCUCACACACUUUAUUUGAAGGCUAGAAACAUUGUUUAAUAUCCACCAUUGUUGUUCACCUUUGAGAGAACUUUUAGUAAGAUGUAGAGAGGGAUAUUCUGAGACAAUUUGCAAUUGGUUUUCAUUUUUUAUUAUUUAAGGUUUUUGACUUAUUUAGCUUUUUAUUCAGCAGCUCUCCAAUUUGCAUUUUAAGCAAUCUGGUAGCUAGGGUCUAAAUUCCCCUAGCAACCAUGCAUUGACUUGAAUAAGAGACUGGUAUAUGAAUAGGUGAGGCCUGAAUAGAAAGAUGAGUAAUAAAAAUUAGCAAUAACAAUACAUGUGUAGCCCUAGAGAGAAUUUGCUUUUUUAGAAGGGGUCAGUGACACCCAUUUCAAAGCUGGAGAGAGUUAGAAGAAAUAACUAUAAAACUAUAAAAAAUUAAUAAUGAAGACCAAUUGAAAAGUUGCUUAGAAUUUACCAUUCUAUAACAUACUUAAAGCUACCUUAAAGGUGAACCACCCCAUUAAUAAUUUCUUGGAGUUUGUGCGCACCACUUUUUUUUUUUUUCUGUAAUUCUUGCUUCAUAAUAUAUGCUUUAAUUGCUGUUCUUUGCAGUUUUUGUUUUGGGUAGGCUUGUUUGUUUUUUUAACUACUCCUAAAUAAAGUGGUUGAAAUCGCU